CGCAGCGGCCCCGGUCGUUGUUGUGGAGGGGCCGGUCAAGAUGGCGGCCGGGCAGGGGGGCGGCGGCGGCAACAACGGCACCGGCAGCGGGACGGCGGCCGGGAGCGGAGCGGCGGGGCUCGGCAUCCCCGCGCACCUGACUCUCUCCUUCUCGUCCGGGCCGCACUGGGGCGCGGCAGCUCUGCCGCAGUCGCACACGGUGCGCAGCCUGGAGCGGGCCCUGGAGGAGGCGGGCAGCUCGGGCAUCCUGUGCCUGAGCGGGAGGAAGCUGCGCGACUUCCCCGGCAGCGGCUGCGACCUGAGCGACACCACGCAAGCAGGGCACCUCAGGCGUGGCUAACGAGAAGCUCCUCCUUUCGUGAGUGGAAAGGAACCUUUGGUGUGUUGCAACCGAGUGCCAGCCUGGUGGGCUGACCCAAAGUCCCUGUCAGUGUCUUUGCAGCAGCAGAAGCUGAAGGAUCCCUGACUGUUUUCCCCUCUUCUGUUGAAGAGCUUUUGAACAGCUGCCAGAAUGCUUUUGCAGACUGAAGAUUGCAUGAUGGUUUUAGCCACAGUGGAGUAUCUAAUUCACAAGCAUAAGUGGCAAUGUCUACUUUAGCCUACUGUUAGUUUGAACACCCCAGAAUGCUAUUUCUCCUUAGUGCAGCUGGAUGUGUAGCUGAGGAUAAAUAAGUCCAUAAAUGUGAUACAACUGCCUGUCCCUCACGCUACUGUCUGUCCACAAAGCACAGAAGCUGCAUCAGGGGCUCCUCUAGCUCUGUCUGUCUCCAAAGAGGAGGCUAAAGAGCAGAAAGACAAGAAGGCUGGGGAGGAGGAACAAAGUGAACUUCCCUCUGUUCUUGGAGACGACGGUGAACUUGAAGAUGGUGGUGAAUUUCCCACUGUUCUGGAAGAUGACAGCUGAGCUCCAGCAGUGUGGAUUGAGGACAGGGAAUGUCUUGCAGUGUGGGAUGAGGAGUGGGAACAUCCUGUAGCACAGGAAGAAGGAGAGCAAAGAUCUCACAGUGUGGGAAGAGGAGGGCAGACAGCCAGCAGCUUGGGACCAGGAUGGGGAACAUCCAGUGGAGUGGGAAGAGGACAGCAAACAUCAUACCAUGGGGGAAGGGGAGGAACAACAUCUCUCUGCGUGGGAAGAGCACCAUGAACAUCCCGCUGUUUGAGAAGAGGAUGGUGAAGCACUACCUUUUUGGGAAGAGGACAUUGAACCUCCCUCUGUUGAGGCAUCAUGGGCUGAGCAUUCUGACAGCAGCACAGCCUCGCAGCCAGAGGGGAGAGGAGAGAGGUGCCUGAUGCAGCUGAGCACAUCUUGUCUGCCAGAGCAGGGUGUGGGGUGUGUGUCUGAGCAUCAGCUGUGCUCAGUGCUCCUCUGCAGCUGAAUGUCACAGAGUCCUUUAUUGCUCUUGCCCACUUGAGUACAAGGGGCUCAGAGUCCCAGAGAGUGCAGCUGCAUUUUGGCUCUGCUGCAAGGCGGGAUCUCCAUCUUGGAGUGACUGCCUUUCCUGUUGUUUUUUCAGGGAACACUGUGAGCAUGGGGGAGCCUGCCAAGAAACACACUGAAGUUGAGCCAGUUGGCCAAGGCUGCCUUGUUGAUGAAGAUCUCUGGUUGGUGAUGGAGUACAUGGGUGGAGGAACUUCACAGGAUGUUGUUAGACAGACAUGUCUGGCUGAAGGAGGGAUGGCAGCUGUGAGGUGAGGGCUCCAGCUUGUGCUGCCCAUGGCUUGGACGUGAUGGUUUUUCAAAGAGAUGGUGAGAACAGGAAUGGCUUCAUGCUCAGAGCUUUGUUUCUCUGUUGUUUUUAUGCCCUGGAGAAGAGAGAGCCUCUUAAAUGAACUGCCUGUCAGUAUCUCUGCACUUCUGCUCUUUUUUUUCUAGUACUCUUUCAUACUAUUGUGCUGUCACUUUCUCUUUUGAUUCUGUUUGCUGUUCUCAACUUUGCCUUGGACCCUUUGUCUGGAGUUUGUCUGCACUGCACUCCUUGCUGGUCAAAGUAAAGUUGCUGGUGGCAUAAUUGUAAACUGUCCUUUCUUCUGUUGUAUAUUCAGGUUGUUAAUUUUUAUCCUUGUGUUUUUUGAAUAAAAACUCUGUUAAACCUUAA
Molecule: messenger RNA, 2096 nt
Organism: Pyrgilauda ruficollis (rufous-necked snowfinch)
Lineage: Eukaryota; Metazoa; Chordata; Aves; Passeriformes; Passeridae
Product: leucine-rich repeat and calponin homology domain-containing protein 2-like
Exons: 3
Coding region: 41-340 (99 amino acids)
Source: RefSeq, a predicted model, not a curated record